CGCGCAAAGCAUCAUCUCACACCAACUGCUCUCCACAACCUCCCAACACCUCGGAAUACUCAAACUGUUGUCUUAAAUCCUGCUGGUUCUCAUUUGAACUUCGCUCCCUCCUAUUCACGUUACCUUGUUGAAGCCUUUCGGAAUACCUGCUUAGUUUGCCUUCACCGUCACGAUGGCAUCUGGCUACGAUCGAGCACUCUCUGUAUUCAGUCCCGAUGGACACGUCUUUCAGGUCGAAUAUGCUCUUGAAGCCGUGAAACGAGGAACCUGCGCCGUUGGGGUCAAGGGCCAAGAUAUAGUUGUCCUUGGGUGCGAGAAACGGUCGGCGAUGAAACUCCAAGACACACGAAUCACUCCAUCGAAGAUAUGUCUCGUCGACAAUCACGUCGCCCUCGCGUUUGCCGGGCUGCACGCGGACGCGCGGAUAUUGGUCGACAAGGCACGGCUGGAAGCGCAAUCACACAGGCUGACCGUGGAGGACCCGGUAUCAAUAGAAUACAUCACGAAAUAUAUCGCCGGAGUGCAGCAGCGAUACACACAGAGCGGUGGUGUCCGGCCGUUCGGAAUCAGCACGCUGAUUGUGGGCUUUGACAAGAAUGACAAGACCCCGUUUCUGUAUCAGACGGAGCCAUCGGGGAUCUAUUCAGCCUGGAAAGCAAACGCCAUUGGAAGGUCGAGCAAGACCGUCCGAGAAUUCCUCGAGCGAAACCACAAGCCAGAUAUGAACCGAGAGGACACUAUCAAGCUGACCGUCAAGUCUCUCCUGGAGGUGGUGCAAACCGGGGCGAAAAACAUCGAAAUCGCUAUUAUGGCCCCUGGGAAGCCGGUCGAAAUGCUUGCGGACGACGCGAUCGAAAAGUACGUGGAGAGCAUCGACACGGAGAAGCAGGAGGAGGCGGCGAAUCGAAGACCUGGCCGUGCACCAGGCAGUGGCACCGCGGCCAUCCUUACGAGGCAGUCGGGCGAAGGAUCCGGCGCAUGAGAUGCCAGACACAGGCAUGGAGACGUGGAGGAUCACGGACGGUGUCAUAUAUGGAGCGUUGGCGUUUCGUUCAUAGAAUGCAAAGUCAGGGCAUCAAAUGGUAUUUGGUAUCGGACGAAAAGGAAUCGCAUAACAACAUCAUGAUCCUCAUUCCCGACAGCCGCGCCUUAGGCCAUGGUGUCGCCUUGACCUAACCUAACCGCUCUGCGGCUUCUUUGACGUCGAAGAUGGUCUGCUUGUCAGCUUCCCGCACCCUGUUGUCUUUGAGCAU
This is a messenger RNA of Eremomyces bilateralis CBS 781.70, 1253 nucleotides long. RefSeq names its product proteasome subunit alpha. Gene Ontology annotation, cellular component: proteasome core complex; nucleus; proteasome core complex, alpha-subunit complex. The coding region runs from base 173 to 982 and encodes 269 amino acids. The record is from RefSeq and is a predicted model, not a curated record. Gene Ontology annotation, biological process: ubiquitin-dependent protein catabolic process. NCBI's taxonomy places the organism in Eukaryota, Fungi, Ascomycota, Dothideomycetes, Eremomycetales, Eremomycetaceae. The transcript has 4 exons.